Molecule: messenger RNA, 1726 nt
Organism: Halteromyces radiatus
Lineage: Eukaryota; Fungi; Mucoromycota; Mucoromycetes; Mucorales; Cunninghamellaceae
Exons: 6
Coding region: 170-1450 (426 amino acids)
Biological process (GO): positive regulation of transcription by RNA polymerase II
Molecular function (GO): DNA-binding transcription factor activity, RNA polymerase II-specific; protein dimerization activity; RNA polymerase II cis-regulatory region sequence-specific DNA binding
Source: RefSeq, a predicted model, not a curated record
UUUUUUUUUUAUUUUGUUUUCCUUUUCUUUUUCCUAUCUUUUUUUUUUUCUUUUCCUUUAUUACUUUUAAUCUACUUUUUGGAGAUCCUUCUUGUAUUGAUUCUCUCUUGAUUGUACUUUCUUUUGUUUUCAUUGCACAAAAAGUUAUCACCAAGUUAUUCACACCAAGAUGGGAAGAAGGAAGAUCAAGAUUCAACCUAUUGAAGAUGAACGCAAUAAACAGGUGACUUUUCUUAAACGGAAACAUGGCUUAAUGAAAAAGGCGUAUGAACUCAGCGUUUUGUGCAAUUGUGAAGUGGCGUUGAUGAUAUUCAAUUCAAAUAACAAAUUGGUACAAUAUUCAAGUGAUGAUAUGGAUAAACUAUUGAUGAAGUAUACUCAGUACAACGAACCACAUGAAACUAAAAACAAUGCUGAUUUUGAAAAUGAUGGGAUCACGGAUCUUGGAUUGGACAAUGACAUUGAUAGCAAAAAGACCUCAAACAUUUCUCAACAUCAAUACCGACAUUUGACAGAAGCCAUUGUGAAACGCCAAGCAUUACAAAAAUCAUUGGUAUCAACUCCUUCAACUGAUCAAUGUCAUCAAGAGAUAAAUCCUAAAUACUCAAAGACAUUAUUUUAUAAAACACCCAAUAAUGGUAUUCCUCCUACACCAGGAUUAUUAAUAGAUGGAGAAUCAAAACAACCACUAAACACUCAAUCAUCAUCCCCAUCAUCAUCAUCAUCUUCAGUAUCUUCACCACAACAACAUCAACAAUCAUCUCGAUCUUCUUCACCUGCUCCAAAUAUUUUGACUCCUCCAACGCGACCCAUUAUCACUGAUGAACAAACUGACAAACUUACCUUUUAUGGCAAUGAACAAUUAUUAUAUUCAACACCUGCAUCUGUGUCGUUGAAUUACACAACUUCUCAGCAUCAUCUAUCCUCCACUCUUCCAGCGAUCAAUACAACUUAUGAUCCUAUGCAACAACAACAACAACGAUCUGUGAUAUCUCCUUUUGUUCCUUCUCAGACAUCAUGGAUUCCAUCAACUCAUUCCCAACAACAAUAUAAAAACUGGCCUUCCAAUCCUGGUACUCCUCAGCAAUAUCAACCGUCACCCAUAUCUGCAAGUCUACCUUCACAGUUGAUUCACAAUAUGUUGCCCAGUCCAUCAUCAUUUUAUCCUGAAUUUUAUUAUACAAACAAUACCAACUCCCCGAUGUCUUCUAAUUCUUUACCUCAUGGUACAGUGUUCCAAUGGCCAAUAGUUCCAUCACAAACAACAAUAACAUCAUCAUCAUCAGUACCAUCCGUAACAACAACAACAACAACAGCAGCAACAGAAACAGUGGAAACAACAACUGCAAUAACAUCAUCACCAUCGUCAACUCCACAAACAAUGGAACAAGGUUGUGUCAAACGAAAAGCAUCGGUUUAUUCAGAUAACAAUAAGAAAAUCAAGGUUUAGUUAGGGCUGCUUGUCUUUAUUUUUUUUUUUUUAAGUUUUUAGCCUCCCCCCUUAUUUUGUUUAUAUCAAAUUUACGUACAUAUUAUAUAUACUAAUUUUUUUUUCCUUUGUAUCAUUUCUCUCUCUCUUCAUUCUUUUACCAUCCACAUAACACAUACAUAUCUUGUUUAUUAUACAUGUAUGUAUGAUGACAAUUUCCUCCAUGUUUCUUUAUCCUUUCUAUACUUUUCCAAAAAUCGUUCUAAUAAAAAAAUAUAUAUUGUUGUUUCAUGAAAA